GAUGGAGCAGGGCAGGGGGCAGCGCUAGACAGUAUGUCGCAGAUCUGAGGCUCUACACCCAGCUUCAGGCCUCUGCAGCAGGUGCGUGCCUUCCCUGAGGUGGCUUGAGUGUGACGUGCUGUGUGUGUCACCAGAGGCCUUCACGCACAGCCACCUGUUGAUGUCCCCUGACCUCCUUUGCACACGGAUCCAGGGCUGUGCACACCUCAGCCACCUGCCAGGCUGCAGCCGUCCCUGGAGAGAGGAGCCCAGGACAUGCAGGUCCAAGUUCUCCCCGAGGUGCGGGGCCACCUGGGCAACACCGUGGAGUUGCCGUGCCACCUGCUGCCACACACCCAGAGCGUGAACGUCACGCAGGUGACCUGGCAACGCCUGAAUGGGAUCUCCGUGGCUGCCUUCCACCCCAACUACGGCACCCACUUCCCCAACCAGCAGCCCAGCCGAGAGCGGCUAGCCUUCGUCAGGACGGGCCAGGGUGCCAAGACCAACCUGUACGACGCCACGCUGGCCAUCCACGACCUGCGCCUGGACGACGAGGGCAACUACACCUGCGAGUUCGCCACCUUCCCCAAGGGCACCCGCUCGGGGGUGACCUGGCUCCGGGUCCUAGCCCAGCCCCAGAGCCAUGCAGAAGCCCAGGAAGUCACACUCAGCCUGGAUCCCAUGCCAGUAGCCCGCUGCAUCUCCAUGGGAGGCCGCCCACCUGCGAAAAUCACCUGGAUCUCUGCCCUGGAAGGGGAGGCCAGAGACAGCGAGGAGCCAGGGCCUCAGCCGGGCACAGUCACCGUCACCAGCCGCUACACCGUGGUGCCCCUGGGCCGAACGGAUGGCAUCAAAAUCACCUGCAAAGUGGAGCACGAGGCCUUCCAGGAGCCGAUGCUGCUGCCCGUGACCCUCUCCGUGCGCUACCCGCCCGAGGUGUCCAUUUCCGGCUAUGAUGACAACUGGUACCUCGGCCGCAGCGAGGCCACCCUGAACUGUGAUGUCCGCAGCAACCCAGAGCCCACAGGCUAUGACUGGAGCACGCCUUCAGGCAUCUUCCCAGCCUCCGCAGUGGUCAAGGGCCCCCAGCUGCUUGUCCACUCAGUGGACCGAGGGGUCAACACCACCUUCAUCUGCACAGUCACCAAUGCUGUGGGCACAGGCCGUGCUGAGCAGGCUGUCUUGGUCCGAGAGACGCCCAAUACGGCAGGUGCGGGCGCCACCGGAGGCAUCAUCGGGGGCAUCAUCGCUGCCAUCAUUGCCAUGGCGGUGGCCGCCACGGGGGUCCUCAUCUGCCGGCAGCAGCGGAAGGAGCAGAGGCUGCAGGGGGCCGAGGAAGAGGAUGACCUGGAAGGACCACCCUCCUACCAGCCACCCACCCCGGAGGCGGAGGCGAAGGCGAAGCUAGAGGAGCCGGAGUUGCCCUCCCAGCUCUUCACUCUGGGAGCCUCGGAGCACAGCCCACUCAAGACGCCCUACUUUGAUGCUGGUGUCUCGUGUACCGAGCAGGAAAUGCCUCGAUACCAUGAGCUGCCCACCUUGGAAGAGAGGCCAGGGCCUCUGCUGCUGGGGUCCACAAGCCUAGGGCCCCCCACUGGGGUGCCUCUGGGGCCACCUGGCAUGGAAGGCGUUUCCCUGGAUCUAGAAGACGAAGAGGAGGAGGAGACGGAGGAAAACUAUCUGGACAAAAUCAACCCCAUCUAUGACGCCCUGUCCUAUAACAGCCCCUCAGAGUCCUACCAGGACAAAGGGUUUAUUGUAUCCCGGGCCAUGUAUGUGUGAGAGCCCUGACCUCUCCCCUAUCACCUUUGACCCCUUAUAUUUUUGCCAGGGACCUGGUGCCCCGUCGUCUGGCCAAGCCACUGGCAGUUAACACAUGGGCACUCAUCUGUGACUUUUACUUUAGCGUCUCCACCAUGACCUCUAACCCAUGAUCUAGGACCCAGGGAAACUUGCCAAGACUGUGGAAGGCUGGUAACUUUAUCUCAUGAAGCAAUGAACAGGGAGGAUAUUUCUGUACAACCUCUGACCACAAGGACUCCUUUCGCAAACUGUGACAGAUCGUAGCACUCACCUCUGGCUGUUCCACCUCUCAGAUCCUUCAGAAAUCCUGAAGACUCCUGACCUCCCAUUUGUCCUCAGGAAGUAAGUUCUGACACGUCUGUGAGCACAGACACUUAGGGGUUCUCUGCUGCUCAGACUUGAGCCCUCCAGGUGGCAGAGCCUCUUUGUGUACCAUGCUCCCCAAAGGUGGGUGGGAAGGGGAUUCCCAGCUGGACGCAGCAGAGCUUUGCCGUCUCCCUCUCCUGCGGGCAGGAGCCUCAAGGUCCAAGCUCAUCCCUGAACCCCACCAUCCCACUCCCUGUGUACAGAGCAUGAGCUCCAGCCCAGGGGCAAGCUCCAUGCGUGUGCCUUGGCCGCCCAGCCUUCGGAGAAUUUGCUGUUGUUUUGAAGACUACUGAAUCCUCUUACCUCUGCUCACUGGGAUGAGACCUAAUCAUCCCCUCUUGGGGGAAAGUGGGUCACCUGGGUUGGGGGUGGGCGCUAUACUGUUUUGUAACCUAGCAUUUCCUACAAAAUAUAA
Molecule: messenger RNA, 2566 nt
Organism: Fukomys damarensis (Damara mole-rat)
Lineage: Eukaryota; Metazoa; Chordata; Mammalia; Rodentia; Bathyergidae
Gene: Nectin2
Product: nectin cell adhesion molecule 2
Exons: 9
Coding region: 256-1764 (502 amino acids)
Biological process (GO): positive regulation of mast cell activation; positive regulation of immunoglobulin mediated immune response; homophilic cell-cell adhesion
Cellular component (GO): extracellular exosome; apical junction complex; plasma membrane
Molecular function (GO): cell adhesion molecule binding
Source: RefSeq, a predicted model, not a curated record